AUGGCUAACUCACAAGGUUUACAACAGGACGGCACGUCUUCAUCAUCCACCCUACCGGCCGUGCUGAUUUACUCCCGCCUCCCCUUCUCUUGCUGCCCACCGUCCUACGGGUUCCCUCAAGGGAAAGCUGAAAGAUUCUUCUUCUCCGACUCUCGCUUCUCCACCAUCCACACCAAGCCUACCGGAAACAGCGAUAUUCCAUUGACAACAAUGCCUAAUAAAAAAGGAUCUCAGGCUCCCCCUUUGCACCUGGGAUCGCCCAGCUUCGAUGAACUCUCUCAGAAUGUCCGCUCGCCACUGAGCCCCCAAAGCCCCAUAUCACCCAGGUCCCCUACUUCACCAUAUCUUCAAGCAUCUACUCUCCGGCCAGUGACGGGGAAAAAUCCCCCUAUUCCUCCACCAAUGAAAGCUUCUGCCACUGAAGAGAACAAUGAAAUGCCGCAAACACCAGGCAUAACGGCAAUCCCACAAUAUCCACCUUCUCCCAAGGAAGCCACUAAACAUGGGCGAGAUCCGUCGAGGUCGUUCUUUUCCAACCUCAAAGCGUCCAAGUCAAGUCACCGGCUUCAGUCGUCAGAUGGUCCGGAAAAACAGACGGCCGAUAGCAACCCCCCGCCAAGUCGAGGCAGCUCGAAUGAUAGGGCAGCAAAUAUGUCUAGUCGGGGACGGAACGGUUCCUCCACAGAUUUCCCAACUUCGUCUGGUCGUGCUGAAAGAACAAAUGGCAACCGGAAUGACGAUCAAUAUCUGCGCAAGGAAAGCAUAACUGAUCCUCACAAUUUAACGUCGAAAAAAAUCAAGCCCCGUUUCGCCAACAUCCUUACUCGAACACGAUCCAUCCGGCUGGACGAUUCGUAUGCCACUGGUAAAAGCCAUCCACCUUCAAGACGACCAUCGAAUGGUUUACUACGACUAGAGGAAAUUAGCAGAAGCAACGAUAAUACCCAACCGCCAUUGAAAACCGCACCAUUACAACCGGACAAAAUGUUCAGAGACGUGAUGGGUUCGUCCGUCAGAAACCGAUCAGCCGAUCGCCCAGCAGCUGAUGAUUAUCAUGUCAAAUCCCAGCGUCACCUAGGACAUGGAGGGUCACUGACAUCCUCCUCGUCGCUGAGCCAAGUCUCGGGGGCGUCGUUGUUUGACAACUUAAAGCAAACGUCCAGCGGUGCGGCUGAUCGUCUAGGCAAAGCUGGGAAGGGCUUUUUCGGUAAAAUCACCCGGAGCGGGAGUAGCAAUGAACGCGAGUACCCUAUAGAUGACACAUAUACAUGCAGAGUCAUCAAUCUUCCACUUGUGGAGCAAACUCGCAGGACGCGGAUUUCGAAACGGUUGGAAGCGUCGAAGGAUAAAACUGAGUAUUGGAUGCCAGCUUUGCCAUGGAGAUGUAUUGACUAUCUAAAUUUUAAAGGCUGCGAGGAGGAAGGCCUUUAUCGCGUUCCAGGAAGUGGAAAGGAUGUUAAACAUUGGCAGAAGCGGUUUGACACAGAGUACGAUAUUAAUUUGUUCGACGAACCCGACCUAUAUGAUAUCAACACUAUCGGAUCGAUGUUCAAAGCAUGGCUCCGCGAGUUACCUGAUGAAAUAUUUCCUAAGGCCACACAGGCUAUGAUCGCAGAAAAGUGUAUGGGCGCCACAACUGCCCCGCAAAUGUUGAAGGACGAAUUAUCCAAACUACCCCCCUUCAACUACUACCUCCUCUUCGCCAUAACCUGCCACCUAAGCCUCCUACACUCCUACGUCGACAAGAAUAAAAUGGAUUAUCGCAACCUCUGCAUCUGCUUUCAACCGUGCAUGAAAAUCGACGGCUUCUGUUUCCAGUUUCUAGUCUGCGACUGGAAGAAUUGUUGGCAGGGUUGCUGGACUGAGAAGGAGUAUCUGGCAAUCGAACUUGAAGCGGAAAAGAAGGGUAUGAAUAAAGAUCAGAUGGCUUCGAAUGAAAGGGAGACUGCCGUUGAGGAAAGAGCUGUCUCGUCAUCGGGCAGCAGUCAAGCUCCUAAUACCACCAACAGUAAUCAUAAUGAUAAUCAUAAUCAUAAUAAAACAAACAACAACAUCAAUGCCAACGCAGCCUCAAAUAGCGGAACACAGACGUCCGGUCGCCCGGCGAGCCCAAAACGCGGACGAAAACCAGCACCACAGAGCAUUAACAGCUCGCAUUCACGUUCUCAAUCACAAUUACCGGAGCUUGGCCCGCCGCUUUCACCCAUUAGGAUUUAG
This is a messenger RNA of Histoplasma capsulatum G186AR, 2217 nucleotides long. RefSeq lists its product as uncharacterized. Gene Ontology annotation, biological process: signal transduction; regulation of GTPase activity. Bases 1 to 2217 code for a protein of 738 amino acids. NCBI's taxonomy places the organism in Eukaryota, Fungi, Ascomycota, Eurotiomycetes, Onygenales, Ajellomycetaceae. Gene Ontology annotation, cellular component: cytoplasm. The transcript has 4 exons. The record is from RefSeq and is a predicted model, not a curated record.